Messenger RNA from Balaenoptera acutorostrata (minke whale), 1002 nucleotides. RefSeq names its product sesquipedalian-1-like. Gene Ontology annotation, biological process: endosome organization; retrograde transport, endosome to Golgi; receptor recycling. The record is from RefSeq and is a predicted model, not a curated record. NCBI's taxonomy places the organism in Eukaryota, Metazoa, Chordata, Mammalia, Artiodactyla, Balaenopteridae. Gene Ontology annotation, cellular component: recycling endosome; early endosome; trans-Golgi network.
AUGGGGGCUCGACAUCGGCCCUCGGGUUCCGGACCUUUCCUUCCGCACAACCGAGUCAGCCAACCAACCGGGUCCUCCCGCCACCUGAGAUCUCGGGUGAUCGCUCUCGCGAUUCCGGAGGCGCUAAUCACGCAGGCGCGCUGGUCCCAGUCUCCAUUAAUAUGCCACAAGAACAAUGAAUAUGCCGUUGCACGUUUUCUUUAUUCAUGGAUUUAUGGAUAUUUGGAUUGUUUCCACUUCGUGACUGUUAUGAAUAAUGUUUUCUUGAACCUCCAUGUCGUACAUGUUAAGGAGAUCUCUCCAAUGGCAAGGCCAGAUGUCACCAGACACUGCUUUUUUGUGCCUUUCCCCGUGACCAGCACUGCUCCAUUGCUACUCAACCCUGUAGAGCUGAACCAGCGCAGCCUGGCCUUCCACGCCACCUGCGACGCCGCAGCCCACAACGCGGGCUUCCUGUACAAGAAGGGCGGCCGGCAUGCGGCCCACCGCCGCCGCUGGUCUGUGCCGCGCGGCACCAUGCUCUUCUGCUUCCGGGACGGGGCCAGCGGUGAGCCCGUGGAGGGCUGCACCGUGCAGCUGGUGGAGGCGGCCGAGGAGUUCGCCUUCGCCGUGCGCUUCGCUGGGGCCCGGGCCCGCACCUACGUGCUGGCGGCCGAAAGCCGGGCCGCCAUGGAGGGCUGGGUGAACGCGCUGUCGCGGGCCAGCUUCGACGACCUGCGGCUGGUGGUGCGCGAGCUGGGGCACCGGCUGGCGGCCGUGCGCGCAGGCGGCCCACUCCCGCCCAAGGAGGACGGCUGUGCCAUCUGGAGCGCGGAGACCCCCAACGCCACCGCCCCCAGCCCCCGGCCCAGCCCCGAGACCCCGCCACUGCCGCCUCGCCGGCGGGCCUCGGCACCCAACGGGCCUCUCGACUCGGCCUCCCUCGCCCAGCUGCAGGAGUGGUACGGGCAGGAGCUCAGGGCGCUGAGGAUCCAGUGGCUCCGCAGCCAGGCCCAGCCCUGA